This is a messenger RNA of Nerophis ophidion (straightnose pipefish), 6653 nucleotides long. It is a transcript of the gene tmem178bb, whose product is annotated as transmembrane protein 178Bb. Bases 418 to 1290 code for a protein of 290 amino acids. The transcript has 5 exons. NCBI's taxonomy places the organism in Eukaryota, Metazoa, Chordata, Actinopteri, Syngnathiformes, Syngnathidae. The record is from RefSeq and is a predicted model, not a curated record. Gene Ontology annotation, cellular component: membrane.
GGAUAGGUGGUGGUAUUUUUAGACAGCUCAACCCAAUCCCAUGCAGCCCACAUUAUGCUAACAUGCUUGUGCAGACACAUAGGUGUUGAUUGGUCGGCGGUCGGGCCCCAUCUCUUGCAUCUGCCGUCAUGCCGUCGUCAGACGUGCAUUUUAGGGGGAAGCUUUGCUGACUCAACCGGCGAGCCUGGAUCCCUCCCCAUUCUGCAUCCCUGCUGCAUGGUGUACACACAUCAGAACAAGACGGGGAAAAAGGAGAGGAUUAUUAUUUCCUCUGCAACAUCUCGGCUUCCAAUUGCAACCCACUUAAAAAAAACUCUCCUGAGGUGAUGUGAGCUGGAGGAGGAGGAGAAAAAAGGGGGGGAUCCGCAGAAAGGAGCUGUCCGUCCUUCGUGGUGCUGAUGCGGCUGUGAGGCGAGCAUGGCUGCCGGGAAGUUGCUUCUCUACGCCGGGCUCUCGCUGUCUCUAUGCGCCCUGGGCAUGCUGGCGGUGGCGAUGUGCUCCGACCACUGGUACGAGACCGACGCCAGGCGGUACAAGGAGCGCUGCCAGAGCUUCUCCAGCCGCCGCAAGGACCCAGGCUUCAUCUACAUCCCCAAUAACAGCCUGCCGCUGCGGGCCAGCCGGAGCGGCGAGGAGAAGCUGCCCCUGGCCCGCAGUCGGCGGCAGCUGUUCGCCAUGAGCGCCGCGGACGAGUGCAACAGGCAGUACAACUCCACCAACAUGGGGCUUUGGAGGAAGUGCCACCGGCUGGGCUUCGACCAGGCGAUCGAAGACCUCAUCCGGAAAGGUUCCAUUGCAAGGUGCUCCUACAUCAAGUACCACUAUUCCUCAGCCACAAUACCCAAGAACCUCUCGUACAACAACACCAAGACAAUAAGACAGGAUGAGUGGCACUCCCUCCAUUUGCGGCGAAUGACGGCAGGGUUCAUGGGCAUGGCCGUGGCCAUCAUUUUGUUCGGUUGGGUCAUCGGCGUGCUAGGCUGCUGCUGGGACCGGGGACUCAUGCAGUAUGUGGCCGGACUGCUUUUCCUGAUGGGAGGCACCUUCUGCAUCAUCUCCCUUUGCACCUGUGUCGCCGGCAUCAACUUUGAACUCUCACGCUACCCUCGCUAUCUGUACGGCCUGCCAGACGACAUCGGCCACGGGUACGGCUGGUCCAUGUUCUGCGCCUGGGGAGGACUGGGCCUCACCCUCAUCGCCGGCUUCUUCUGCACGCUGGCGCCCUCCGUGCAGCCCAUACCGCGCUCCACCUGCCCCAAGUCCCGACAGGAGAACGGCACCGUGUGCUAAAUACCGAAAACCGGCAACAAAAAGAGGAAAAACGACUGUUCCAUUUGUCCAUCCAUCAAUUUAUCGCCAAUCUCCCCAGAUGUUUUCUUUUUAUUUCUGUGUUUUGGGUGUUUGAAAAUCUGCUAUAUUGAAAAAAAAUAUGAGAAAAACUGGCAAACUACGGAAAUAUAUUAAGAAAAAUACCAAGUUGUGCUUGUUUUUAUUGUUGUGAGGUUGCUACAGCCUGGAAAAAGGAAAGGACACCUGAGCUUGAAACAAAACUGUAAAGAUGGACAAUGGACCGGGAAGUCUGUCUCUGAACUGCUGCUCUCAUGUGACUAUAAACUAUGGACUGCAGAACUCUAAAAGGAGGAUGGAAGUUCCUUGUGGAUAUUUCUUCAGUUAGGAAUGGACCUGACUUCUGAAGCCCUUCCUAACUUCGGGACAAGUAGACCAGAAGGAUAUCUUGGACCUAAGUUGUUGUAUCAUACUGUACAGAAUAUUCCGGAGACAACCAGGAAGCGUCAUCUCAGCCUCUUUUAGGUGCAUUCGAUCCCAUUUUUUUUUUAAAUCAAAUUAACUUCCUUUAUAAUGAAGCCAUUGACAUUGUUAGAGCAAGUUUUCCCAUUCUAGUCCUAGCUGUAAAUGUACGUAUGAAGUGUGUUUGUGUGUGAUGCAAGGGUUUAUUCUGGAGAGAAAAAAAUAUAUAAAAAUAGCCCAACAUUUUGGGUGUGGCAAGAUUUGAUAAUGGAGAGAUGCAGUAUCCUGUUUAAUGCAAAUGAGUCACCUGGCCAAUAAAAUGUUAAAUAAUUCAGCUUUCAGUGGAAGAAUGGAUUCAGAUAAUGAUAAUUUUGCUUUCACUAGAACAAGGAAAUAGUUUAGUAUCAAAGCACAAGAUGUUUUAAUGAAGGCACUUCAUUUUUCGCUCAUCGCUUAGUCAACACUUCUUCUCCUGAACCACAAAAAAAAAAAAGUAUCAAAACAGGCACUGUACUGUGUUUCCUUUGCAAUUAUUAUUAGUUGACCCCCCAAAAACAAGGGGACUCAGAAAUGCUUGGUUGGUAAAAAAAAAAAAAAGAAGAAGAAGAAGCAACAUUAAAUGUUAAAAUCAAGGCUGCCAUCAACAAAAAUGUAUUUUUGAAUGAAACGGGCGAAAUGUAUCCACUCAUUUAAAGUAUUUGACAUGACGUUAUAGAUUUACAAGAACAGGAAAAAGAAAUGUUUAUCAUCUUAAACAUAUUUUUCACCGGAGGAACUUUACCCCAGAACCUGAAACUGGGCGCCUUUUAAAAAGGGGUGUCCCAAUCUAAUAUCAGCAACAACAAAAAAAACAAGAAUCGGAAAAUAUCGUCUUGCGUUUAACAGCUCUGAUACAAGCAGUCCUGCAGUGUGUUUAUGUAGUGGAAAGGUCCGAAACUUAACUGCAAACAAAGUGGUUUUAGCACAAAAGUUUUAUUUACCAAAUAUCAAAAGUACAGGUUGGAUUUAAUUGCCCAUAUGCAGACAGACAUCGUCCUUCAGGGGAAAACAGAAUCAAACAAAAAAAUGCAAAUCAUUUUUCUUCUCUUGGUCCAUGGCUUUUUUAUAUGACUCCUCAUGGGUCGAGGUCGGGUUGUUUUUGCCACACCUGGCAUCAACAUAAUCGUGGAUCUCCUAGUCAUAACAAAUACUCAUAACAUUUCUUAGAAUGGUCAUAGUGCUCACAAACUGAACUUUACCUUACAUUUUGUUUCCCAGUGAUUCAGAAAUAGGCUUUUAAAUAGACCUUCUUUUUCGGACUUUAAACAGACACAAAUAAGGUAUAAAUUAAUCACAAUAAAGUCAGAAAUUCCAUUACAUUUACAUGUGCAAAGAUAGUCUGACAGUUCAUAACUAAUGUCCUCCGGGAAGCACACAAGCUUGGUCUUUUCUUCUAUUUUGCUGAAGUCAUUUACAAAAGGUAAACAAGGUAGGCUACAGGCUACUGGGAGUUAACAGCUACACAACAGCUAAGCACACAUUAGCAUAAGAGCUAGACAUUUGUAUUAAGUGCCAUUCAUUGACAAUAUUGCUAUUUGUCAAUAUAAACAAGGUUAACAUAAUUAUAGUAGUGUAUCAAUUACUGAUACAAAUUCCCCUAGGCAGAAGCGCAUUAGAAAGUAUCCAGUAACAAACGUGUCCGCUUCAUUCAACUUAAACAAUCACUCUCCAUAAGGCUGUCAUAAGGUUAUUUCUUAUUGGUACCAUUUUUCUCUGAGUAAUUUCACUUGAGCAAGCCUUUUCUAACAUUCUACACUAUAAAAUAAUAGUUUGUACUAUGAUUUGUGCUGGUAUCAUAUUAAUAACGGUAUCGGCCAAAACUCUAGGCCCUAAUUUCGGUAUUAUAUCGGAAGUGAGAAAGUUGCAUCAGGACAGGCUUACUUUUUAUGUAUCUCAAAUAUAAUGGCUCAGAGGAAGCUUGUUAACUCCAGGAACUAAAUUUACCAGUACUUGAAGUUAGCUAAAAACUAAUAAACAAGAUCUUAAGGAUACCAGUUUUCUGUUUUAUGGGGAAACAAAAUUAUUUGUAUUUGUAUUUGAUUUAAAAUGAUUUAUUUAUGCUGGUACAACAUUUUGAAUACAAUUGCAUUUAUAUAAGAAAAAGUAAAAUAAUUAUUAGUAAAAAAACAUUAAAAUAGUUCUAUAAACACAUUAAAAAUGGAUGAGACCCUAAACAAAUUGAGAUAAAUUAGCAUUUUUAAUGAUAUAUAAAAUAAUGAGAAUAUAUUCGUAAAACAGUAACUUAUACAGUUAUCAUUAAAAUAAUUUAUUAGAUCAAUUAUUUAUCUAAUUUGUUGAGGGACCACUUCAGUAUCACAUUCAUGGACAAGCGUUUCCCUGGCCUCAGUACAAGGAACACCUUUAAAUUGACCCUGUUUAUAUCGACGACCCAUCUGUCUCGACCAACUCAUCAAGACUCGGUCCAUGGUGUCCACUUACUGUUAAUAAAAAGUGCCUGCUAAAUCAAUGUGGAUUUCCAAUCUGUGUAUGUCGAAAUGUGUUCUUCAAAUCAGGUUUGUAGUAGUUUCAAAAUUAGUGCUGUCAAUUUUUUAAAUGUGUCUUAUCACAUAUUUCAUUUUGAUUACUCAUGAUCAAUCACAGUAAAUAACUGUUUUUUAAAUAGAUUUUCAUACAUAUUUCAGUACUUGAAUGCGUCAUUUUGUCCUUCAAAACUUGGGGACAAUAUUAUUUAGAUUUUUUGGGUAUAUUUUCCGGCCGUGCAAUGAGGUUGCAACUUGUCCAGGGUGUACCCCGCCUUCUGCUCGAUUGUAGCGGAGAUAGGCACCAGCGCCCCCCACAACCCUAAAGGGAAUAAGCAGUAGAAAAAAUGGAUGGAUGGAUGGGAUAUUUUCCAGAAAAAAUGUUAAUCCUAUUUUACCAUUUUUGAUCCUAAAUUGGGAAUUUUAGAUCAUAAAAAAAUACUAAAUAAAAUAUUAAUAUUAACACUACAUUAGUAUUGGCCACUAGAUGAGACCAAACCAAUCAGAGCGAACUGUUCAGUAUCGUGGCCACUGAUUGGCCCAGUCUCAAGCACAGCAUUAGUUCAUUGUAUUAAAAGAGUGUAAACAUGACUAAAGGAAGUAGGGGUCUGAAUCUUUGGGCACCUAAAGAUUCGGUCCGAUUCUGAUUCCUGUGAUGACGAUUCGAUUAAGAAUCGAUUCUCGAUUUAACAUAAUUCCAGGUUCAAACCAAUUCUCGCAAUGUAUCAUUUAGAUUACAGGCUAAAAAAGCUCAUUCGGGUUGCAUGGAGAUGGGCUACAAACAUAUUUUAAAAAUUGUUUCUAAUAAUAAAAAAUAAAAAAAUCGACUUACAAUUGGGAGUAUUAAGAAUUUCGAUUCGGAUGUGAAUCGAUUUUUUUCGGCACUCAGAAUGUCUAGAGGGUUCUCAUAAUGUUAAAAAAGCAUAUAUUUAUACAUACAUACAUACAUAUAUAUAUAUAUAUAUAUAUAUAUAUAUAUAUAUAUAUAUAUAUAUAUGUACAUAUACAUGUUUUGCUCCUGGCUCCAGCUAUGAAAAUACUGAUAUAUAAUUGAUAACUUUUACUUUGCAGAAAUACAUUAAUCGCGGUCAUGUUCAGGACAAAUUAACAGUAAGAAAUGAGGGACAACUGUAUUUUAAAGUACAAUUUGCCAGUUAGGACACCAGUGGGAGUCUCCUCACUCAUCUUUGCACUGACGCAUGCAUUGAUCUGAUAGCUCACCGUAAAGCAACCUGCGUCACUUUAAGGCAACCAUCUGCGGUUAAUGUAAAGGAGCAUGUGCGCUCAAUAUAAAUUGUGAUUAAUCAGUGUUUUUUUAUUUUUUUUUUACGAUGAAUGCCUCCAUUUUUUUGUUAAUGUGUGUAACUUUGACAGCUAUAGUCAAAAUCAAUAAAGCAGGCAUAGGACUAAAGGUAUUUUCUUCUUUUGCAACCCCAAAUUUGUGGUCAUGUCUUAAGGCAUUAUACAGUAAGUCUGUCAACUUAAAUGGGUUCUUCUGCAACACUCGGUUCUUGGAAACCACAAAAUAGGCGAAUUUGGUUCAUGUCUGCAAGAUGGAAUGCGGUUUUUGAGGAUAUUUUUUGUACAUUCAUUCAGGCUCUGUGCAAUGUUCUUUUGCGUUUGUUGCGAAGGAAAUUAAGCAUGAAAUGACUUAAACACAACUAGACAUCAAGGGCUGUGCUGCUUAAAUUUGACAAAGGGAAAAAUGCAAGCACACAUUCAGCACUGAACAGGAAAAACCCAUUAAAAGGACAAAGGGUGUGAGGAUAGCAUUUAGAAAAAUAAAAGCACAACACUGAAAGUAAAGGUUUGAUUAAAGCAUCAGUGUAGCCAAAAUGGAGAAUCAUGCAGAUAUGUAUUUAUGUUUACAAAACUGCAAACUGUAUAUCCGUUCAAAAGCACAAAGGUAUGAGACCAUAUCCCUGGAAAUGAUCAAAAACGCAUUUUCCAACAUUAUCCGAGGCACCUGAAAGCCUCAAAGCAUCAGAUAUGUUUUGAAUAAUAACAGUGAUACUGCAACUUCCAUUGUGAACAGAAGCAAACCUGAACAUCAGUAAAGUGUGUGUUAAGUAAAAAAAAAAGUACAAUAGGAUUUAACAACAACGACAACAAAAAAGGAAAUGUUCAACUGAAUGUAAAAAUCACGACAGAAUAAAUAUCAUCUGUGUGUUUACAAACGCUGUCUGUUGUCCAUGUCAAUGAGAAGUGUUUGAUCCCUUUUACAAAUAUAUGAACGGUUCAUCAUAUUUUUAACAAAGAGAUAAACAGAUUAUCAGCAAGGUUACUAAAUUAUUGAUUUAUGUUUGACUGGGUGAAAUAAGUAUUGCUUAUUGAGCCAGCAGUGGUAACUAAUAACUUAAUUAACAUGAAAAAUCACAAGUUGAA